This is a messenger RNA of Caenorhabditis sp. 36 PRJEB53466, 581 nucleotides long. The record is from the annotation of a GenBank genome assembly. Lineage: Eukaryota; Metazoa; Nematoda; Chromadorea; Rhabditida; Rhabditidae.
AUGAACCGCUACCUCUCGUCGCUUUUCGUGCUCGAUGACGUGGAUCAAAUCACUGUGACUCUGUGGGGCGACGAGGAUCCGAUCGGUGAGAAGAAGAUCGGUAACGACCCAUUUUUCCAUUUGCUUCCGAUCGGAAAUGACUGAAAUUCUCCGUUUCAGACUGGGGACAACUCGUCGACACGCGCGAUUUCAACGCGAUUCCGUUCUGCGAAGCGCCCGAUUACAUUCCGAUUAUGGACGAUAUGCGCGAGCGAACUUUCAAGGAAUUGGUACAAUUUCUAUCUUUCCCACACUUUUACCACUAGCGCCAUGUGCCGGGCGCUCGGAGCCGUGGGCCGAGUGACGAACGAAAACAUAGAGCCCCGAUUGGCGCGGCUCCAACUGAAAAUGACGGUGAUCGAGUACAGGGAGCAUCUGGAGCACUGCCGCAAAGAAUAUCCGUCCUUUUUCAUUCCGUCGAAACUGGCCCAAUCACCGGCAACUUCCUCUGCUCGCAUUGGGGACAAAUGAUGGCCAUCGAGGACGAGAACGUGCCUUCGAAAGUCGGCGAAGAUCUCGGAAAGGUACGCGAAACAAUUUAA